Molecule: messenger RNA, 645 nt
Organism: Bursaphelenchus okinawaensis
Lineage: Eukaryota; Metazoa; Nematoda; Chromadorea; Rhabditida; Aphelenchoididae
Source: the annotation of a GenBank genome assembly
AUGGCCAAAGUGUACGGUACCAAAUCGGUCGAAGAAGCCUUGAAACACUUGGCCAAAGUCGCCGAAUCAAACCCAAACGACCCCUUUGCCUGGCAAGCAAUUGGACUACAGUUCCAUGCCAUCAGAUGCUACCAAGACGCCUUAACCUACUUCUUGAAGGCUGAACAGAUUAAGGUAAUAUUUCGAUAAGUUACGUAUACUUUACUUUAUUUACUGAAAUCAUUUCUUUUUUUUUUUUUUUUUUGUCAUUUUAACACUUAUAAUUACUAUUUUUACUAUUAUUACUGCAGUACCUGACAAAGUUACUGUGAAACCCCAUGUUUUUAAUUCUUGCAGCUUUAAGCUCUAAUUACCACUAUUAUUUUUGCUUGUUAAUCUUUUAAUUUUCCACUGGAAAUCUGUUUUUAACCAUUACUUUUGCAGGCAAACAUCUCUGCUUCCAACUUGUACUACAUCGGGGACUGUUUACGAAGAAUUGGUGCAAUCGAUGAAGCUCAGAUCUACUUCAAAAGAGCUCUAACAGUACCAGUCAGGAACCGAGUCGACCAGAAAGGAUUCGCAGCAGCCAAGAAAUACCUAUUAAGUCAUGGAUACACGGAAAGCGAAUUUAAAAAACCAAUACGAAAAAUGUCAUCAGUCAACUGA